AUGGGAAAACUAUUAGGGUUGGAGCUCAACAACUUCAAGUCCUAUAAGGGUACAGUACGCAUCGGAUUUGGCGAUUCCAACUUUACAAGUAUCAUAGGUCCUAAUGGUUCAGGCAAAUCAAACCUUAUGGAUGCUAUAUCAUUUGUGUUAGGCGUCAAAAGUAGUCACCUAAGGUCUCAUAUGCUGGCAGAUCUGAUCUAUCGUGGAAGUGUAUCUCAAAAUGCUGAUGAUGAAGAUAUCGCGGGUGGUGGGCAGCUUGGUCAAAAUCCAACUUCCGCUUAUGUCAAGGCCUUCUACAGCAGAGGCGAAGACGAAGACGAAGCAGAGCUCAUUGAGUUGACGAGAAUAAUCACAAAUGCACAAGAUAGUGUUUAUAAGAUUGAUGGAAGAACUGUUAGUUUCAAACGCUAUUCGGAAUUCUUGGAAUCAGAGAAUAUCCUCAUUCAGGCUCGAAACUUUCUGGUGUUUCAAGGUGACGUUGAGCACGUAGCUUCUCAAACACCUGCCGAGCUAACAAAAUUGCUAGAACAAGUCUCUGGGUCGAUCCAGUAUAAAAAGGAGUACGAAAGGUUGAAAGAGGAAUUAGAGAAAGCACGUACUGCUACUUCCGAACUGCUUCAAUCGAGGAAAAGGGCACAUGCAGGUGUGAAGAGCUUUAAAGAAGGAGUCAAUAAAGAUGAAGAGUUUAGGAAACAAUCUACGGAAAGGGAGAAUUUACAAAGGCAAUUGUCCUUGUGGCAGUUAUUCCACUUAGAAAGCCAGAGAACUCAGUUAACCGAGAAAUUGAAAACCUGUAGGCUCAAAUCGACUGAAAUUAAAAAUAAACUCGCCAGUGAGGAAAAGCUUCUCCAAAAAUCGAGGACUUCAUAUGCAAAGGAGGAGAUAAAGGUGACGAAACGCAAAACAAAUAUCAAUAAAAUCAUGGAAACUAGAGAUGAGCUAAAUUCAGCACUGUUGCCCAUCAAGAGUUCGAAAAAUGCUUGUAGCAAAAGAAUUAAUUCGAUUGAGAGGAGAAUUGAUUCUUUAAAGAGAGACAUCGAGAGGCAAGAAGCAUCAGUAAAACAGUUUGCUCAUCAACUCAAGGUCGUAAAUAGAACAAAAGAAGCAUUUGAACGUGAAAUUGAAGAAGCUUCUCGAGCAUUUGGUAAGUUCAAGCUAGAGGAUGGUGAUCUUAAAGAGUAUGAAACGUUGAAAGAACUGUUUCUGAGCUCAGGUGGAUCUGCUUUGGAGGAAAAGAUAGCCUUAAAGAAAAAUGAUAUGGAAGAAACUCAAAACGAAGUGAGUCUCUAUCAAAAGAGAAUUUCCACUUCUGAGGUAAAAAUAAAUGAAGUACUGAACGUAGAGAUCGAGGAGUUAAAAUCUCAAGUUGAAGAAUCUACCCAGAACCUGAAUGAUAAGAACUCAUCUUUAUCUAAAAAAGUAAAAGAUUUAAAGGCAUUACAAUCAAAGGCAGAAUCAAGAACAAACAAGGAAUAUGAGCUCAACUACAAACUUAGAGAAAUCCUCAAGAAGCUUGAUGAUAUGAAUGCGGACCAAAGGGAGAGUAACAAAGACCGCAAGUUACGUGAAAACGUUUCGAUUCUCAAAAGGUUAUUUCCUGGCGUGAAGGGCUUGGUCCACGAUUUAUGCCAUCCCAAGAAAGAUAAGUAUGCAAUUGCUGUUUCUACCGUAUUAGGUAAAAAUUUUGAUUCUGUUAUCGUGGACAGCUUUGCCGUUGCACAGGAGUGCAUUUCCUAUCUUAAAAAACAGCGCGCAGGUAUAGUGUCAUUCAUUCCUCUAGACACAAUUGUUGUGUCAAGGCCAGCAAUUCCCUUCAAUGACGUUAAGGGUUGUGUUUUGACCAUCGAUGCUAUAGAGUACGAAAAUCAAUUCGAAAGAGCUAUGCAGUAUGUUUGUUCAGAUUCGGUCAUUUGUGACAAUUUAUCUGUCGCAAAGGAUUUGAAAUGGAAUCGCGGCGUCAGCUCGAAAAUGGUUACACUUGAGGGUGCUAUAAUUAAUAGGUCAGGACUUAUGACUGGUGGUGUUUCCAGGAAUUCGAGCAACAGAUGGGAUAAAGAGGAGUAUCAAAGCUUAAUGUCUUUGAAAGAUCAAUUGCUCGCAGAAAUAUCAGAAUCUUCCUUGGAAGGGAGGUUAGAGGUGGAGAAAUUGAGAACACUAGAAAAUGAAAUAUCAUUCACAAAUGCAGAAGUUUCAAACCUCAGAACUUAUCUCGCUCAAUUCAAGCGUGCUGUAGAUGAAAAGAACACAGAGGCCCAUUAUCAUAACGAUUUGAUAAAUAAUGACUAUCGUCCAAAACUAGCUCAAUUACAAACGACAGUUGAUGAGGAUAAAACUGCAAUAACAGAUUUGGAAGUAAAGAGGUCUAAGUUACAGGAAUCGAUUUAUUAUGAGUUCACCCAAAAAGUCGGAUUCUCCAUCUCAGAUUAUGAGAAACAUUCUGGUGAAGUAGUUAGAGAACAAGGUGAACAGCUACGUCAAUUACAGAAGCAAAUUGUCAAUGUCAGGAAUAAGCUUGAGUUUGAGCAAGAACGACUAGCGGCAACGAGAGUACGUUAUGAGAAAGUGCUGGACGAUCUCAAGAAAGCUUCGGAAAAUUUGAAGUCUUUAGAAAAUGAUGAAAAACGGGUUUUAGAGGCCUUGAAGGAUUGUGAAAGAGAUUUAAACGCAGAGCAGAGUGAAAUUGAUGAUCUUCUAAUCAAGCUAAAUGAAAAAUUGCAAGGUAUUAAGGCUAUGGACGAAUCUGUCGAGGAAAUGACCGGUAUCUUACAUCGCUGUAGGAAAGAAAAGGAAUUAAUAAAAGAAGAUAUAGACAAGAUAAGUCUCGAAAGGGCUAAUCUGUUGAAAAAUUGCAGGAUGCUCAACAUUGCUCUUCCUGUAAUCUCUUCCUCGCUGGAUGAUCUUCCCAUGGACAAGCUUGAUACGGCUACAAUCGAGGUUGCAAAUAACAUUCAAGUCGACUACAGCGAUUUGGAAACAAAAUAUCGGCAAAGUAGUGAUGAAAGGAUAGGAGAAAAGAUACGAAAGUCGAUUCGGGAAAUUGACGAGAUUUUGACAAUUUUACAACCUAAUUCUAGAGCUGCCGAGAGAUACGAGGAUGCCCAGGCCAAGUAUGAUGCCAUUUUCAAAGAAACAGAAAAAUCCAAGGCUCAAGAAAAGCGUGUCUGUGCCGAAUUCAUGAAAGUUAAACAAUUAAGGAAGGAAGCUUUCGAAGGAGCUUUCAAUCAUGUGAAAGAGCAUAUUGAUCCGAUAUAUCGGGAUUUAACGAAAGACCCUCGAUCGACAGCACAGUUAGCAGGCGGGAACGCCUCUCUUACCUUAGACGAUGAAGACGAGCCAUAUCUCAGUGGAAUUAAAUACCACGCGACGCCACCCUCAAAAAGAUUCAAAGAUAUGGAAUAUUUAUCGGGGGGCGAAAAAACUAUUGCUGCUCUGGCCCUGAUUUUCGCUAUCAACUCAUUCCAGCCUAGUCCCUUUUUUGUUCUGGAUGAAGUGGACGCAGCUUUGGAUAUUUCAAACGUCGAAAGAAUCGCUACCUAUAUAAGGAAGCACGCACAAGCAAAUUUACAAUUCAUUGUCAUUUCAUUGAAAAAUACAAUGUUCGAAAAGUCUCAGUCUCUUGUCGGCGUGUUCAGACAGCAGAAGGAGAACACUUCCAAAGUAUUAACCCUGAACUUGGAUCAAUACUCUGAUUAG
Lachancea fermentati is the source of this 3693-nucleotide messenger RNA. Lineage: Eukaryota; Fungi; Ascomycota; Saccharomycetes; Saccharomycetales; Saccharomycetaceae. The record is from the annotation of a GenBank genome assembly.